Messenger RNA from Durusdinium trenchii, 921 nucleotides. The record is from the annotation of a GenBank genome assembly. NCBI's taxonomy places the organism in Eukaryota, Dinophyceae, Suessiales, Symbiodiniaceae.
AUGUCCUUCUCAGGCGACCUGGUCAUGAAGCCGGUCAUGAAGCCCAAUGGGUCGAGGCCAGAGGCGAAGUCCAAGCCAAGCCCUUGGGAAGUGGCUGCCAGCAUCACGGCAGGGGAGCUGCUCACCACAGUGCUGUUCUACCCUGUCGAGCUUGUGAAGAGCCGACUGCAGGCCUCCGCCAACAGCUUCGCCAGCUCCAGCUACCAAUACAGCGGAUUGGCGGAUGGGCUUCUGACCAUCCUGCAGAAGAACGGGCCUCAGGGGCUCUUCGUCGGAAUUGGACCCGUGCUGGUCCGUGCGGGCAGCUCAGACUUCGUGGCGGCCUACGCCGGCGAAGCGCUGCUCCAAAGGUUUAGCUUGCCAAGCUUGGGCUUCCUCCAGGGCCUGUUCUGGCGAACGCUGGGUUGUGGCGUCAGCGUGCUGAGCACCAUGCCGUUUGAGAGCGUGGCCGCACGGGUGACGACCUCGUUUCCGCCGCUGAGUUCCAGGGGUGCCAUGCAGGUGCUUUGGAAGGAGGGAGGUGCAUAUUCCUUUUGGCGCGGGCUCCGAGUGAACUUGGUGCUGUGCCUCAAUCCGGGGCUCACCUUUACGGCCUUGGCGCAGAUCAAGAACCUGUUGCUUUCACUCUCGCGGAGGCAAAGCCUCUCCACGCUGGAAGCAGCUUUCGCCGGAGUCUUGGCGAAGCUGUUGGCCCUUCUCCUCUCAUAUCCUUUGAUGAGAGGCAAAUCCCUGGUUCAGGCACGCGACACGGGCACAGGAGUGCUUCAUGUGUUGCGGCAUGUGGCCCGAGAUGAGGGUGCCAGGAGUCUCUAUCAGGGCUUGGGUGCCCAGCUGAGCAAAAGCCUCAUGUCCGCUGCGGUGAAAUAUGCCGUCAAGGAGCGAGUGGAAAGCUUGUUGACGCAAUCCAGAGGUACACCAUAG